Messenger RNA from Neoarius graeffei (lesser salmon catfish), 1833 nucleotides. It is a transcript of the gene tmem175, whose product is annotated as transmembrane protein 175. The transcript is spliced from 10 exons. Gene Ontology annotation, molecular function: proton channel activity; potassium ion leak channel activity. The coding region runs from base 141 to 1703 and encodes 520 amino acids. The record is from RefSeq and is a predicted model, not a curated record. Lineage: Eukaryota; Metazoa; Chordata; Actinopteri; Siluriformes; Ariidae. Gene Ontology annotation, cellular component: lysosome; endosome.
AAACCGGGGACACGCAGUGUUUUUGAGACGCAGGUGUCUGUCUGAAUGCGCAUGCGCACUCCGGGUUGAAGCGUCGUACUUGUUUGGAAACAGAAGCAAGCCGCUGUGCAUGGACAUAUGAGAGAGACAAAGCUGCUGUCAUGGCAGAAAACAACCACAGUGACAUCAUCGAGCAUCAUGACGAUGAAGAGAUGGAGAAGAUGAACAGGCGGAGAAAUGAUUCGCAGUCGCUGAUGGAGAGCGGCCCUGGUUCAGAGAGGGAGGGAUACAGCAGCACCCAGUCCUCCCACCGCCUGCUGGCGUACAGUGAUGCUCUCAUCUCCAUCAUCGCCACUGUCAUGAUAUUACCUGUUGCCCAUAUAAAAUUUCAAGACACUGAGGAACUGACGGAAAGCAUUCAGGCGAUCCUCACUACGAAGAUUGCCGUAUACCUGAUGACAUUUCUGAUUGUAACUGUCGCUUGGGCGGCACAUAUACGACUGUUUCAGGUCAUUGAGCACAUCGAUGACACACUUGCACUUCUUAAUUUAGCUUGUAUGAUGUUGAUCACUUUCCUCCCGUACACAUUUUCCCUGAUGGCAGCUUUCCCAGAAAACACCCUUGGCAUUCUGCUCUUUUGUGCCUGCGUCAUUAUUAUCGGUCUCGUUCAGGCCGUUAUUGUCUUGUACGGGUUCAGCCGUCCUUUCCUCCUAAAUGAGCACAUCCAGAUGUCGGAAAAUCGAGCCUAUUACAGACGCCAUAUUCUUGAAGUUAUAAUGAGGGUGCCUCUAAUGUGCUUCUUCGCUGGCAUCUUUUCAUUCAUCUAUUUUAAACUGUCGUAUGUCCUGCUGGCCCUCGUCAUCUUCAUUCCCUAUAUCUCUCAGACUAUGAAAUGGGUUUGGACUAAAGUCAUUGGUACUCGGGUGGAGGAGACUCCAGACUCCAUGCUUUUUUAUACGUACCACCCCAGUGAACCACUGAGCAAGGAGCGGGUCGAGGCCUUCAGUGACGGCGUUUAUGCCAUUGUAGCCACUCUUCUCAUCUUAGAUAUAUGUGAGGAUAACGUGCCAGACCCAUCUGUUGUGACGAAGCAGUUUAACAACAGUCUUAUCACCGCUCUGCACGAGUACGGCCCUGAGUACCUGGCCUACUUCGGCUCCUUCGUCACAGUGGGCCUCUUGUGGUUCGUGCACCAUUCACUCUUCCUGCACGUCACUCGUGCGACACGUUUAAUGGGUCUCUUCAACACUUUCUCCCUAGCUUUUGUAGGUGGCCUGCCACUGGCCUACCAGCUAACGCAUGAGUUUCCUCGCGGCUCUCGAAAUGAGCUCGAGGCCAUCCAGAUCAGCUGCGUCAUCAUUUUCUUUGCCGGUCUCUUUCAGCUGGCUAUGUGGGUUACAGCUCUCUUCACAGAGCGUGAGACGCUCCACCCGUACGUGCAUCACGGAGGCCGAGAGCACGCCUUCAUGCUCGCUAAGCUCCUGCUCUACCCCUGUGUGGCACUCGGGACUUUUUUCUCAACAUGUAUCCUCAGCCGCUUUAGCUCGCCCAUCUUCCACCUGAUGCAGAUCGCCGUUCCGUUUGCAUUCCUGCUGCUGAGGCUGAUGGUGCGAGUGGCACUGGCUGUGCUCAGGUGGCUGUUUUGUCCAAAGACAUCUAAUGGAAGAAGUGCAUUGGUGGAAGAGGAGGACGCUCGCGUGCCUUUUACAGACAUUGUCACCUAGCAGGACAUGUUGACUCCUGGUCAAAUCCAUGGGGCUGUUUUCACAAAGGAUUCUUCUAUGAUCUCUUGCAAUCUGAUAUGUAAAUACAGUGGUGUUUGAGAGUUUGUGAACCCUUUAGAAUUUUCUACAU